Molecule: messenger RNA, 1258 nt
Organism: Manduca sexta (tobacco hornworm)
Lineage: Eukaryota; Metazoa; Arthropoda; Insecta; Lepidoptera; Sphingidae
Gene: CPG10
Product: glycine-rich protein 5
Exons: 4
Coding region: 27-923 (298 amino acids)
Source: RefSeq, a predicted model, not a curated record
UUGUGAGUCCUGCGCCAGUGAUCGCUAUGGGACUUAGUGGUGUAGUGGUGAGCAUUUUGGCGCUGGCGGUGUGCGCCUCCGCGUCCAUCGGUGACAAUGCCCUCGACGGCGGCGAUCGGGUCGUGUUGGUCGCGCCGGUGUUGGCUCCCCCGAGGGAUUCCAGGACUCAUGUCACGGACCGAUCCAGGCAAUUCCCGAUAUUAGUGCUCCUUGCCCAGGCUAACCCGGAAUAUGUGCGACUCGAACCCGAAGCCAAAUCUCUGAAGGGAAACCCUGAACCAAUUUAUGUUAAGAAACUUGAAGACCAAGAGAAGGAAGGGCCGCUUAAUAGGCAGAAGCGGCACUUGCAUUUGAAAAAGACGUUACUUCUCGGCGGAGGAGGUGGACUUUCAUUUGGUGGUGGAGGUGGCUUCGGAUUUGGUGGGGGUGGCGGUGGUGGUUACGGAGGGGGAUAUUCUGGUGGAUACGACCACGGGGGAUACCAAGAGCCCUCCAAAACCAUCAUCGUUAAAGUCGUGAAAGACAACGAUUACGGAUAUGGAGGUCACGGCGGCCACCAUGGCGGCGGCGGAUACAACAACGGCGGUGGAUACGGGGGCGGAUACGGCGGUGGUGGCGGAUACGGCGGCGGUGGCGGAUACGGCGGCGGCGGCGGCUACGGCGGCGGCAGUGGCGGAGGAUAUGGUGGAGGAGGUGGAUACGGCGGCGGCGGUGGUUACGGCGGCGGUUAUGGUGGCGGCAAUGGCGGUAACUACGGACACGGGGGCGGCGAUUAUGGACAUGGAGGUGGCUACGGUCCUGGACACGGUGGCGGCGGAUGCAGAGGAGGGUGCGGCGGCGGAUACGGAAACGGCGGCGCAUCUGCCACAGCAACAGCGACUGCUACUGCCACCGCUAACUCGUACGGGUAUGGGAAGCGUUAAACUUCGCUGAGUCAGAAGUGUUUCUAUUCUCUAUACUGUAUAUUGCUGUGAUCAAAAUAGCGAGAUAUUAUUCGCUUAACACCAAAUACCAUGUGAUUUCCUCUGCUCAAAAUUUAAAUAGUUGUAAAGCCAAGUUCAAAGAUUAGCCUCUUGUAUUAUUCUUUAAGGAGAUGGAUCGUAUAAUUCGUUUGCUUAAAAUGCCAUGCAUUCUCAUUAAACGAACCUAAUAGUUGGACAUGUAUAGAGCGAUAUAUUUUACAGAAAUAUAUUGUUAUAUCCAGUUAAGUGUAUUAUAAGUAGUUAUAAGUUACAUUAAAGUAAAUAAUUUCUACAUA